This is a messenger RNA of Linum trigynum, 1659 nucleotides long. The record is from the annotation of a GenBank genome assembly. NCBI's taxonomy places the organism in Eukaryota, Viridiplantae, Streptophyta, Magnoliopsida, Malpighiales, Linaceae.
GUAUAGCCAAAACUUUCGCGAUUUUGCCAAUAAUAGCCAAAUUUGGAGAAAUACCACUUAUAGCCACUUCCGUCCAAUUCUUUAACGGUGUCAUCUAACAAGCUGACUGGACUAACAGAAAUGCUGACAUGGCUACGUUUCGUCAGUAACAUUGCCACGUGGAUUUAACUUAAAAAAAAUACAAAAUACAAAGAACAAGAAAAAGAAAAAGAAAUAAAAAAAUAAAAAAUAUAUUUUCACUUUCGCCUCUCUCUUCUUUCCUCUUUCGUUUCCCCCGCCGCCGCUCUGUUCGACCGAUCUUCUUCUUCAGCUUUCCGGUAACUCCUCCCCCUUCUCUCUCUCUCUCUCUCUCUCUCUCUCUCUCUCUCUCUAUCUCCAGACCCCGCUCUCUCUACUGCAACUGAGUCCACAGCUCCUUCCCCGCGCGCAGAAGAGCAAUCCGAUCCCUAGGGAUCCCUCUCUCCGUCCUUAACGACCACCACAAGCUCGAGCAGAUCCAUCAUAAUGUCAUUUGAAUCGGAGGAUCCGAAUCUGCAAUCCAUCCCAAUUCCAAAACACAGACGAGAACCCAGGUCGAGAAAUUACACUACAUGGAGUGGGUAGGAGAGGAAAUUAGGUCAAAAUUGAAAAUUCGAGUACUUUUGGGGGAAGAAAACAGAGCGACAAUUAAUACGAGAAACUAAGAAUGGAGGGAGGAAUGAAACCCCAAAGGUGGAAAUUGGAAAUUUGUUCUAUCUGAAAACUUAAUCGAAGCAACAAAAUGGGCUUGAGAGCUGGGAACAUGGGUGACGAGCAGCGAAAAAGGUGAAACAAGAAGAUGAAGAAAAACAGCCAUUAGAGUAUAACAGAGAGGAAGACGGGACGGUGGUGGUUGCCGGUGUUGGUUUGGUGAUUCCAUCAGCAACGUCAUGCUUUGCGCUUUCUAUUUGUCAUUUCGGAGAGGAAGACGAGACGGGUUUCAGCGUUGGACUCGGUGGCCAGGUGGGUUGACUGUUGCUACCGGAGCUGGGAAACACGACGGAGACCUAGGAUUCUACCCAGCGGUUCCACCCAAUAGAAGAGGAGAUGAAGGUGGGAAGACGGAGAGAAGGGUAACGAAGUCGAUUCUUCUUCUCCAUGAUUUUUUGGUGGAUGAAUCUGGGCUUGGGGGUUGGUGUGUUCUGGAGGGAGGAGAGUUCGUGGAGAUGGAGAAGAGUAGGUGCCGGAUGCGAGAGAAGUUUCCGGCGACGGUGACGCUGGGUUCUUAGAUUGGAUGCGAGAGGUAAUGAUUUUUUUGUUAUAAAAUAUUUUUGUUUUUAAAAAUUAAUUAAAUAUUUAUAAGUAAAAGAUUAAUUAAAUAUUUAUAUAUGUAAUAUAUAAGUUUUUAUUUUUAAUAAUGUAAUAUAUGACGUGUCAAGAUGACGUGUCAAGACUUGCUUAGUUGGCGCUGACGUGUUCGAGUUCUUCUCGCCUAAUCAGCAAACCGUCUACUUAUUUGACGGUGUCAGUAACGCCGUCAAUGUUUCUAACGGAAAAGGCUAUAUUUGUCCAACAACAUUUUCAAAAGGUGGCUAUAAGUGGUAUUUCGCCAAAUGUGGCUAUUAUUGGCACCAACGUGAAAGUUUUGGCUAUGGAACUGUAUUUUGCCAAAUUUUAACAACAUAAAACGAAUGAUUACAA